CUGCAAAUGAUUUCCAUUUAGAAGUCUGAUUGGAAAUUAAAAAAAAAAAUAAAAAUGGACAGAGAAUCAAAUCUGAACCGAGCUGAGACAUUCUCCUUCGUCAACCCAUGGAUCAGAUAUUUUCUCUUCUUCUUUAGCUUCUUGUUUUGGGUUUUCUCUUUGCUGAUUGUUGGAAUCGGGGUUUAUGCUAAAGUCCAGAAAGCCACAGACACGGUGCGGGACACGUUCCUGGUCGACCCAGCUGUCAUCCUAAUUGUUGUGGGGGUGGUGAUGUUCUUCAUCACUUUCUGUGGUUGCAUUGGAGCCCUCAGAGAGAACAUUCGCCUCCUCAAGACAUUUUCCUUCAGCCUGGUACUGGUCUUUCUUAUCCAACUGGUUAUAGCGAUUCUGGGCUUUUUCUACUCUGAUCAGACCCAGGAUGCAUUCGGAAAGUUUGUGAAGAAAGCCAUUGUGCACUACAGGGAUGACCUGGAUCUGCAGAAUCUGAUGGAUUACAUCCAGAAAGAGUUUAAGUGCUGUGGAUGGAACAACUACACAGACUGGUCGUGGAACCUGUACUUUAACUGCACACAUGAUAAUCCCAGCUCAGAGCGCUGCGCUGUGCCUUACUCCUGCUGCACUGCUGUUCCUGGAGAGACGGUGAUCAACACCAUGUGUGGUUUUGGAGUUCAAGCCCAAACGUAUCUGGAUGCAGACAAGGCAAUCUAUCCAGUAGGCUGUGCAGACAGGGCAGUGAUGUGGAUUGAGUCCCAUCUGCUGAUGGUAGGAGCCCUGGCCCUUGGUCUGGCCUUACCUCAGAUUGCAGGCAUUGUGCUGUCCCAGAUCCUGAUCUCUCAGAUCCAAAAGGAGAUUACCUCAGCAUUUUGAGGGCAGAUGUAGAAGGACGUUUGUGGUGCUCAAAUUUUCCCAUGAGGGCAAACACAUCUCACCUACAUAUCCUUUUCCUGACAUGCCACUCUCUUUGACAAAAUUAAUAAGAUGCACUUUCCUGUGACACAAAAGGCACAACAAAUGUAUAUAGUGCUUGUUUU
Messenger RNA from Cyprinodon variegatus (sheepshead minnow), 1031 nucleotides. RefSeq names its product tetraspanin-33-like (gene tspan33b). Gene Ontology annotation, cellular component: membrane. The coding region runs from base 55 to 867 and encodes 270 amino acids. The record is from RefSeq and is a predicted model, not a curated record. The transcript is spliced from 8 exons. Lineage: Eukaryota; Metazoa; Chordata; Actinopteri; Cyprinodontiformes; Cyprinodontidae.